Mesorhabditis spiculigera is the source of this 477-nucleotide messenger RNA. Lineage: Eukaryota; Metazoa; Nematoda; Chromadorea; Rhabditida; Rhabditidae. The record is from the annotation of a GenBank genome assembly.
AUGCUGGUCAUACUGUCACUGGUUUGCGGCCUAUUCGUUUCAGCGUUCGGGAGGCGUGAAUGCAUCGGACUGAGCGGACAGCUUUCCUGCGCCAACGAUCACAGGCUGCAUGCGCACAUUGAGGUGACCGUUUGGGACGCGGAUUUUUUCUUGUUAAAUCCGGUUGGGUAUUACGGGUGGAACGAAGAUGACAUGAUGGGAAUCACCUACACCAGCGAGAAAGGUGAGUUUCUGGUCUAUGGCUGCGCGGAUGACCCGGACUUUUUGCCGGUCCUCAUUAAUAACCGGCCGGAUCCCUAUUUGACGUUCCGCCACUACUGCAACUCGCUUCUUGGAGAAAAGGUGAAACUACAGCUGCCGCAGGUGUUCAUGCCCACCAUGCAGGAGUUGGGCGUCAUCCGACUGGAGCGGAACGAGACCCGCGCCGGUGGCCGCUUCGGCCGCGCCUUGAGGCAACGAAAACAUAAGCAUGUUGGA